Didymodactylos carnosus is the source of this 358-nucleotide messenger RNA. The record is from the annotation of a GenBank genome assembly. Lineage: Eukaryota; Metazoa; Rotifera; Eurotatoria; Philodinida; Philodinidae.
AUGCAGAGCUAUGUGAUACCACAACAAGUGAUCAAAUCAAUAAUGAAACAAAGAUAUAUAAGUUGCAAUGAAUACAGAUGGAAUACAGGACCUUGUGAAUUAUCAAGAUUAAAAUAUUUUAAAAAUGGACCAUCAUUUGGUAUUGAUGAUCGUCACACGGUUUAUCGUGGAGUUAUGCAUAGAUUAUUAACAUUAUGGUUAUCACCCACAUAUACAAGGUGUCCCAAAAGUCCCGGAAAAAGUAAAAUGCCAAUAUCUUUUUUACUACUCAAUCAUUUUUCAUGAACUUUUCGCCGUUUGAUAGGAUAUUAUCUUAAGUUUUAUUUCUGAUAUUUCGGAUAGGAUGUCAGUUCCUUUA